UGUCCCGCCGACCCGCAACCCCGCAACCAUGGUGGCGCUGAAGGGCGUCCCCGCGCUGCUGUCCCCAGAGCUGUUGUACGCGCUGGCACGGAUGGGACACGGAGACGAGAUUGUUCUUGCAGAUGUCAACUUCCCUGCCUCCUCCAUCUGCCAGUGUGGGCCCGUGGAGAUCCGGGCGGAUGGCCUGGACAUCCCAGAGCUCCUGGAGGCCGUGCUGAAGCUGCUGCCACUGGACACCUAUGUGGAAAGCCCGGCCGCUGUGAUGGAUCUGGUGCCCAGCGACAAGGAGCGGGGCCUGCAGACGCCGGUGUGGAAGGAGUACGAGUCCAUCCUACUCAGGGCUGGCUGUAGGAGAUCCCUGGCGAAGAUAGAGAGGUUUGAGUUUUAUGAGCGAGCCAAAAAGGCUUUUGCUGUUGUGGCAACUGGGGAGACGGCCCUCUACGGAAACCUUAUCCUCAAGAAAGGGGUGCUUGCCCUGGCUCCCUAAUCUAAGACAAACUACUUGGGUCCUGAAGAGGAAUCAUGAACACCCUGAACCCCGACAAGACCUCAAUGAGCUUCCUAGCAGCAGCACUCAGUACUGGGUUCUGGACAGGGGCAUUAGGGGGCCAGUGGUCUCAGGGUGGGCCCAGCUGAUGAGCACUGGGAUUCUCCCCAUUUGUGAAAAUGAAAAAAUGUAGUCACUGAUCCAUGCUCAAUCUAAAGACAACAGCUGUUUUCACUCA
Molecule: messenger RNA, 725 nt
Organism: Tupaia belangeri chinensis (Chinese tree shrew)
Lineage: Eukaryota; Metazoa; Chordata; Mammalia; Scandentia; Tupaiidae
Gene: FUOM
Product: fucose mutarotase
Exons: 6
Coding region: 29-487 (152 amino acids)
Biological process (GO): fucose metabolic process
Molecular function (GO): fucose binding; racemase and epimerase activity, acting on carbohydrates and derivatives
Source: RefSeq, a predicted model, not a curated record